GAGUUAGGGCUGGUGGUGUUUGUAGCACCGCGUACGGAACCCCAGGCACAGAAACACUUGACAAGAUGAUGGCGCGUCACCCGCCGGUUUGGUUUCGGGGGCUGAAGGGCCCCGCCCGCGUCUUUCUGCUGCUGUCCGACCCGACUGCAACUUCAGCCCAAAGAUAUGGGAGCAGAAUUGGACCGGGUAGUCCUACCGAGGCCCCAGUCCCCAGUCCGUAACCUGAACCUAUCGCUUUAAAUAUCCCCGAUGGCAAUCAAUUCCAGAUUCACCGGCUAAAUAAUUCCUUCUCAUCCAGACUCUUCAAUAUUCAGAGAGAUUCCAGCCCACAUUCUGCUAAACUCCAUUACAGGGGCGAUUCUCAUAAACCACACUGACUUCCCAGGAAGAAGGAAACGCAAACCCGGUGACACAGCAACUUCCCUGAAUCAAUCUUGUACUCCAACUCCACCGGACCGCGGUUAAAAACCCGAUUUCCAAAAAGCUACCCGAUUGUAGAAAGGAUCCCAUUGUGAGCAAUUAACGUUUUGCUUUAAAUUUCUGUCUGCUUUUACAACCAUGCCUGAGAAUAGAUGGCCUCUAAGUUUCCUUCUCACGUUGCAGUCAGGGCGUGGUUUCGGGGAAACUUGAGCGCAAAUUCUGUACGGCCAUUCCCGGUGAAGCAUGAGGGAAAAGAGGCCCCGGUCUUUCUAGAAGCUUCUAUUUGCUUGCGAGGCUAUUUCAAAGGAGAGCUUUGGGCAGCCAUUGUUAAUGGACUGGCUCAGACGGGUACUGUGGUGGUGGGGUAGUCCUGCACAAUAGAGGAGAGAGAAGAGUAGAGUAGAUUUAGAUCUGGAGUAGCUGAAACACUUUGUUUCAGAAUGGAGAGCCAUAAGCACAAAGAAUCUGUUAAGAAGCAGUGUAUCAUACACCGGAAAACAGCACAAGAAGAUGAUGACAAUUUAGUUAGUUCUCAAGACUAUGAAUCCUGGGAAACAUUACUUGAAGCAGCCAAGAGGAGAAACUAUGCCCCUACUUGCUAAAGAACUUGGAGAAAAAUAAGUCCCAAGAAUCUACUAUCACUGAAAUUGCCGAAGCCUCUUCACCAUGAAGAGAGACUUAGAGACUCUGAAAAGGAAAGCGUUACUGAUGAAGCUGGUGAGAAUACCUGUACAUCACAAAGGCCAAGUAGGAGAUCUUCAUCAGAAGCAAUGGUGUAUGAUCAAAUCUGCAUUUUUUGUAAUAAGGUGAAAUUUCUGAAGGGCUCCAAGUGACGUGAAAAGCUUACACAAGCUGUACAACUCAGAGCUGACCAAACACGACGGGAAUGUGCAACUCAAAAGGAAGGUGAAAAGAUUCUAGCAGUAACAAGGAGAGACAUAGUUGCUGCAGAUGCCCACUAUCAUGUUUCAUGCUAUAAGGAUUAUACCAGAAUCAAGAAAAAGGGAACCUGAGUACAAAGAGAAUGAUGAUAAAACAGAUGGUGAUGAACUGUAUAAAAGGAUUGAAAGGGAAGCCUAUAAAGACUGUUUCAACUAUAUCAGAACUGAUAUCAUACCCAACAAGAUGAUUAUACAACUCACUUCUUUGGUCACGAAACUUGAAUCUUUCAUGCUAUCUGGUGGAGUUACACUCCUGCAAGAUUCUACAAGGAAGCACAUUCAGAGGAAACUGGAAUCUGAGCUGGGCAAUUCAGUGGAUAUAUUUCCAGAUGACAAAGGGAAAUUGUUAAUGGUUGCUGAAAGUGUAUCACCAAGGGACAUUGUCUUGGACAAUCAAACUCUACAGAGGGAACUCAAAGUUUGGAGGGCCAAGGCAACCAAUUUCGACAAGAUCAUAGAUCAGACUUCAUCACAUAUCAGGCCCUGUCCACACCAGAAGGAUUGCUGAGAAAGACAAAUAAAGCUACUUUAGCCACAACAUUGCAGAAAAAUGUUGCAGUAGAAGAGGAACUCCCAGGAUACUUUGCUACGGUGGUUAAUGGAAUGAACUUGGUCCAACGAGUGAAAGGUGAUCAAGUUACUUUCAGAGAUGUUGCCACAACAAUUCUGGGUAUGGCUCUGAGGGAAGGCAGUCAGAGUAGCAGAACAGAUGUUGUGUUCAACACACACAAGGAGAACUCUAUCAAGAAUAGUGAAAGAUCUCUACGGGUGAAGAGACUGGUCAUGAGUUGCAAGGUAUCACAGGCACACAGAUGGUGAGGCAGUGGAGGAGCUUCCUGACCAAAGUCAGUAACAAAAAUAGUCUCAUUAGCUUCAUAGUCCAUGAAUGGAGGAAGGCAGAGUACAGAGCAAGGCAACAGGAGAAGAUUCUGUAUGCAACUGUGAAUGACAAAUAUUACAGAAUCACAUCUUAAGACAGUGAGGUGUCAGCUCUUCAGUGUCCCCAUUUGUUCCAGAAGUGUGGCACUAGAACCCAUACAAGGCUUGUAGACAUCAAGAAGAUUGCUGCCACUGUUGGAAUAGAGGUUUGCAGGGCUCUCAUCGGGUUGCACGCAUAUACAGGAUGUGACACUGUAAGCACUUUUGCAGGCAAAGGGAAGACAAGUGCUCUAAAAAUUCUGACCAGCAACAGGGAAACUCAGGACACAUUCUUAGAGUUGGGUCAGGAAUGGAACCUCUCCCCAGAACUGAUGGACAAACUGGAGGCAUUUACAUGUCUCCUGUAUGCCCCAAAAGCAUCGACCACCUUUUCUGUCCAAAAAAAGUGAAAUCAAAAGUCAUCAACUCCCACCAUGCAAGGACUGCUUAACAAAACGUGCACAGUGAGCCAACUACCAGGCUGGUAUAUGGAGAAGAUGUUUAGAGAAGGACCCACAAGUGCCAAGCCCUGUUGGCAGAGGAUGGAAGAUGGAGAGAGAAGAGGAAGCUGAAUAGUUGGUGGUGCACUGGAUGGAAGACCAGCCAGCACCCGAUGCCAUCCUGGAUCUACUGGCCUGUAACUGUCCAAAAAAAAUGUUCACUCCCAAGAUGUAUGUGUGUUGUGUGACGAAUACACAUAGAUAAGAUGUUAGCUGUCCUGUGUGAUCAGCAGUUGGUCUGCCACCUGUCUUCAAGAGAGAGAUAAGGGACACAAUGAAACAGCACCUGGAGAUGUGUAGAGAGCUGUCUGGAGCGGCUCCCCCUUUGAACCCUGAACUGUUUGAAGUGAUGGACAGGCGAUACCCCAGCAGGGGGAUAAAAAGGGACCGGUUCACUAAGGCAGGACACACACGCCACCCGAGGUAACGAGACCCUGGAAGCGGUACGCCUCUCACAAGUCGGUGGGAAGUAUCAGACAACGGCCAGGGUGGAAAGGUACGAUCAGCGGGAACCCGGUGUGUGUCCGCCCUUGCCUGGGUGCCGGGUUCACUGCAGAGGAUCGACCGCAUCUGGAGGAGGGGUCACAGUCGGUGACCUCAGGUGACAUCACCAAGGACCUGCCCAAAAGCUGCUUGUGAGCCAUAUCGCCGGUCUGUGAGUGAAGCCGUGUCUGAAUGAUCAGUUGUUCCUGUUCUCUCUGUCUCUCUUCCCCCACCUUGUCCAUCGCCAUGGCAACGAUUACUGCGAACUGAACUACUAAAUUGGACUGAACUUUGUGUCACUUUGAAAUUGGUCAUUUAUCCCUAGACAACGAUAGAGCUUGAUUGAUGCUGUUAUCUUAAUUCUGUGCAAAUGUGUGUUUAUCAUUACUGAACUGUUGCAUUUAUUAUCCUUUCGAUUACUGUGUUGCUUGUUUCUUUAAUAAAACUUUCUUAGUUCUAGUAAUCCAGACUCCAACUGAGUGAUCCAUUUCUGCUGGUUUGGCAACCCAGUUACGGGGUACGUAACAUAAGUGGGGUUCUCGUCCGCGAUUUUGAACGCUAAAUUUGGGACGGAGUAAAUUGAUUGGGUUAAAAUUCCCGAAAGAAAGAAAAGACAAACAGCAGAAAUGGAGGCUGAGGAAUUUAUAAAGGUGCCGACCUUGGAGGCAUUAGAGGAUGCCAGGAAAUCGGAAUUGGUAGCUGUGGCCAAACGGGUGAAUCUUGCUAAGGUGAAGUCGACAAUGAGGAGAGAGGAGAUACACAGAGCUAUUGUAGAGCACUAUGUAUCUAAAGGUGUGUUUCCCCAAGGUGAGCUGGGGGUGGCGUCUAUUGAAAAACCUGCUGGAGAUGCGGUACAGGUACAGCUUGAAAACCUGAGACUCGAGCACGAGUUCCGGGUACAGCAGUUAGAACACGAAGAGAAGCAGUUAGAAAGGCAGGAGAGAGAGUUAGAAAGGCAGGAGAGAGAGAAAGAGGUAGAAAGGCAAGAGAGAGAAAGACAGUUGGAGAGAGAAGAGAAAGAGAGGGACAGACAGUUGGAGAGAGAAGAGAAAGAGAGGGAAAGGGAAUUUGAGCUGGAGAAGUUAAAGAUAAGGGCCGAGCAGGGGCUCGUGCCGAACCAAGGUGGAGGGUUCCGGGCGACCCAGGAGGUUAGGCUGGUUCCCCCAUUUGACGAUACCGACGUGGAUCGGUACUUUCUCCACUUCGAAAAAGUGGCUAUAAGUCAGGAAUGGCCGAGGGAUAAGUGGGCUGUGUUACUUCAGGGUGUACUGAAAGGGAAAGCCCAACAAGCUUACUCAGCUUUGUCUGCGGAAGAUGCCCAGAGGUAUGAGGUGGUGAAAGAGGCCAUCCUCAGGAUUUAUGAGUUGGUCCCGGAGGCAUACCGGCAGAGGUUCCGGAAUGCGAGGAAGCAGUGGGACCGCACGUAUUUAGAGUUUGCCCGUGAGAUGCAGACAUAUUGUGAGCGUUGGUGCGCCUCGAAGGGGGUAGGGGUGAUUAUGUCAGACUGCUACAACUGAUCCUGAUUGAGCAGUUUAAAGGUUGUGUCCCUGAGGGUAUGAGAAAGAGGCAGCCACGUUAGCCGCAACUGCUAAGUUAGCGGAUGAGUAUGCGUUGACGCAUAAAAUGAAGUUUGCCCCGAGUAAAGGCUACCAGAAGAGUAGUCAGGACGGUGGGGACAGUCCGCCGGAAAAGUCAGAAAGUAAGCCGGGGACUAGUGAAAAGGAUAAGGUAGAUCGGGAGCAGUCUGGUAGGAAGUCUCCUGGGGUCGUCUGUUAUAAUUGUGGGAAAGCCGGACACUUUGCGUCCAGGUGCUUUGCCCCAAGGAAGGAGACGGGGAAAGGAAAAGCGGAAAUUUUGAAUGGCUGUAUCGAGCUGUUAAGCGAACCGCUAGGGAAGGACAGGUCUGAAAAAGUCCAGGAAGGGCGCGAGAGGUUUAUCUCGGCCAGACUGGUGUCAGUGAAGGAGGGGUUAAAACCAGUUCCAGUGCGGACCUGGAGAGACACGGGAGCGUGUCAGUCACUAAUACUGAAGAGUGUAUUAGAGUUUAGCUCAGAGACCCAGACUGGGGAGGUAGAGGUCAAAGGUGUUGGGGAAGGGACAGAGUCAGUCCCUUUGCACCAAAUACUCUUACAAAGCAACCUGGUCUCUGGACUAGUCACGAUCGGGGUGAGGUCCGAAUUACCGAUGAAAGGCGUGGAAGUCUUGCUCGGUAAUGACAUCGCCGGGGGAAUCGUGUUCCCAGUCGUGAGAUUGACAGGUCAGCCUGCCAGCAGUGAGGCCCCGCCCAUGGACUCACAGGUUCAUCACGGGACCGCAGUAGUAAAUUUAGCAAAGACAUUUCUGCCAGCCUUGUACAAGAAGAGGGUAGAAAAUGGAAAGAAAGAAGGUAGUGAGACAAGAGGCAGUGAGGGAGCUGGGACAGACGUAGCAGUAGCCAGGAAAGAAUUUGUGCAGACGCAGGAGCGAGACGAGGGGCUGAUGGUUUCGGCAGAGACAGCUCUCUCUGACACAGCUUUAACAAGGGAACUAGUGGGCUAUUGUGCGGAGGACGAAGUGCUAAGGAAAAAAGGGAAAUCAAGUACAGUACCCGCAGAUGAGGAGUGGGGGGUGGUGCAAAAGAGUUAUGGGGAUGAGGUUCUUAACAUGGCCCACGAGGUGGCCCACGAGGUACCCCCCGGUGGACAUUUUGCGGUGCUGGAGGAAACAGUUGGUGGAAUCAUGAAAGAGAUGUACCGGCUGCCCAGGGGGAAGAAUGUUACUGAUCAUGACCGACGCGAACUGAGACGGUCACAGGCUUUUGAUAUGCUAACAAACCCAGUCGGUGUUCGCGUGGAAAUCAAUGAAGCUAGGGGGGCCCUGGGGAGAAAAAAACCAUUUUGAAAAGAUUAGUAUGGGAUCGAUCAGAUGGGAGAAGGCUAUUGUUUUGGCCAGGUCUACUGAUAAGGUCUCUCCCUUAAUCCCCGAACAAAGCGAAUCUUUAGAAGAAGUAAUUAAACGACUCGCACCCGUGUGUUUGAUUGUCCCGAGGCAAUGCAAAGAACUGGGAUGUUGGGUGAUGUCUGUUACAAUAGGUCAGCCUAGUAAACAACACUCAUAUAUAAUGAGUAAUUCAGUGACUAAAGGGCUGAUGAACACAGAGGUGUGUAUUGGCAAUUUAAUACGGCUGUCUGAAGCCAGCUUGAUAGUGAACCUUGAAAAAAAUUAAUUUGGCCACACGAGGGUCACUUACCUGGGAAUUGUGGUGACACAGGGGCAGCUGGCAGCAAUGCAAGCUACAGUGCAGGCUAUCACUGACCUCCCAACCCCGACAGACAAGAGGGCCCUCAGAAGGCUCUUGGAGAUGGUGGGGUACUGCAGGAAGUUUUGCAAUAACUCUGCGGUCAAUACCCGUCCCCCUCCUACUAAGCCCUUGCGAGAGAAAACUGAGUCGGAAUGGGACGACCCUUGUUAUUGUGGUCCGGGACAAAACCAAAUGAGAGGUUACAUUGGUCGCAAUUCAUCAGUGUUUUUGGCCACUAUGAAGUUUGCUGAGUUGGAGCCUGGUCUAAGGGAUUAUUAAUAACACGUGUAAAAGGAACAGAAAAUGCGAUGACUGUGUGUCAAGGUGUUGACAACUUCAAACUUGCCGUGUUAGCCAAAUAGCUGAUAAAGAUGUAUAUUUGUGCGUGUAUCAAAUAAUGUAUUCAUGUUUGUAAUUUUUACCUCCCGGUAAAAAUCCUUAAAGGGGGAAAGUGUGACGAAUACACAUAGAUAAGGUGUUAGCUGUCCUGUGUGAUCAGCAGUUGGUCUGCCACCUGUCUUCAAGAGAGAGAUAAGGGACACAAUGAAACAGCACCUGGAGAUGUGUAGAGAGCUGUCUGGAGCGGCUCCCCCUUUGAACCCUGAACUGUUUGAAGUGAUGGACAGGCGAUACCCCAGCAGGGGGAUAAAAAGGGACCGGUUCGCUAAGGCAGGACACACACGCCACCCGAGGUAACGAGACCCUGGAAGCAGUGCGCCUCUCACGAGUCGGUGGGAAGUAUCAGACAACGACCAGGGUGGAAAGGUACGAUCAGCGGGAACCUGGUGUGUGUCCGCCCUUGCCUGGGUGCCGGGUUCACUGCAGAGGAUCGACCGCAUCUGGAGGAGGGAUCACAGUCGGUGACCUCAGGUGACAUCACCAAGGACCCGCCCAAAAGCUGCUUGUGAGCCAUAUCGCCGGUCUGUGAGUGAAGCCGUGUCUGAAUGAUCAGUUGUUCCCGUUCUCUCUCUCUCUCCCCCCCCACGUUGUCCAUCGCCAUGGCAACGAUUACUGCGAACUGAACUACUAAAUUGGACUGAACUUUGUGUCACUUUGAAAUUGGUCAUUUAUCCCUAGACAACGAUAGAGCUUGAUUGAUGCUGUUAUCUUAAUUCUGUGCACAUGUGUGUUUAUCAUUACUGAACUGUUGCAUUUAUUAUCCUUUCGAUUACUGUGUUGCUUGUUUCUUUAAUAAAACUUUCUUAGUUCUAGUAAUCCAGACUCCAACUGAGUGAUCCAUUUCUGCUGGUUUGGCAACCCAGUUACAGGGUACGUAACAGUUGCAAAUGGCGUCACGUGUACUGACAUGUGUAGACUGGCAGACUGUGAGAACCAGGCAUCCACCUCAGAGAGUGUGGAAAGUUCAGAUGAAGACGUGGAAGACUUGGAAAAUUAUUAUGAUUAUUAAUAGGUUAUGAAAGUAUGGAAAACAAAUUAUGGAAAGCAGUCUUUGAUUAAAUAUAUUCAUUUUACAACCAAAUGGGGCCUAGGUUAUGGCCGUGUGGAACCCCACAUUUGAAUUAUUGUACUAUCAUUCUAUAUGCUAUGACAAAAGCUUAAGAUUGUUUUGA
Mobula hypostoma (lesser devil ray) is the source of this 8113-nucleotide messenger RNA. RefSeq lists its product as uncharacterized. Gene Ontology annotation, molecular function: zinc ion binding; nucleic acid binding. NCBI's taxonomy places the organism in Eukaryota, Metazoa, Chordata, Chondrichthyes, Myliobatiformes, Myliobatidae. Bases 4886 to 6142 code for a protein of 418 amino acids. The record is from RefSeq and is a predicted model, not a curated record. The transcript has 2 exons.